CAAUGAAAAACUUUGAGGACUUCUAAGGCACGUCUGCAGAGUCCUCGGGUCAAACCUACUUAGGUGAGCAGACCACAAGAACGUGCACGUAGACCCCGGAUGAGUGCCGGCACUUAUUUAUUUCCUGUAAGAAGAGGACGACCCCCCUCCCUGCUAAAGAGGCUGCUGCAGAUUGAAUCUAGACAUCAGGUGACCGCUGGACUUGUUCCUGAUUGGCUCCCCUUGUUAAAGAAUUACUGAGACCUUCCCUAGCAGGUGGAUCUUUCCAGGGGACUCAGCUUUUCUUGGAUACAAGUAAGGGGGGCUCCAAGGACAACAGAAGUGAAGCCAUGGACGUCGCCUCCUCGCUGCUCUGCCCUCUCCUCCUCCUCCUCUUCGUUCUCCUGUCCUCCCUCCCCUCCUGCUCCUCCUCCAUGCUGUGCCCGAAGCGAUGCACCUGCCAGAACCUGCUGCCGUCCUACACGGUGCUGUGCGCCAAGACGGGCCUCCUCUUCGUCCCACCCAACAUCGACCGGCAGACGGCCGAGCUGCGGCUGAUGGACAACUUCAUCACAACACUGAGGCACCGCGACUUCGCCAACAUGUCCAGCCUGAUCCACUUGACACUGAGCAGAAACACCAUCAGUCAGAUCCGACCGUACGCCUUCGCUGACCUCCAGGAUCUCCACGCACUCCACUUGGAUGCCAACCGCCUCACCACACUGGACGACUCCCACUUUCAGGGGCUGGUGAACCUCAGACACCUCAUCCUGGCCAACAACCAGCUGCACAGCAUCUCAGAGGGAGCCUUCCAGGACUUCCUGGAGACUCUGGAGGAUCUGGAUUUGAGCUACAAUAACCUGGUGGAUAUCCCAUGGGAGACCAUCGCCCUGCUGGUCAGCGUCAACACCCUCAGCCUCGAUCAUAACCUUAUAGAGAGCGUCCCCGAGGGAAUCUUCUCCAACCUUCACAAACUGGCCAGACUGGACAUGACCUCCAACAAACUGAAGAAGAUUCCCCCAGACCCCCUGUUCCUGCGGAUCCCGGUCUACGCCAAGAUGAAGGGUUCUCCUCUCACGGCGCUGGUGCUGAGUUUUGGAGGAAACCCACUGCACUGUAACUGUGAGCUCGUCUGGCUACGGCGGCUGACCAGAGAGGACGACCUGGAGACCUGCGCCUCACCCAGAGACCUGGCAGGGAAAUACUUCUGGACCAUUAGAGAGGAGGAGUUUGUCUGCGAGCCGCCGAUGAUUACCCGUCACACCUCAAAGAUGUUUGUGAUGGAGGGUCAGGAGGUCAGCCUGCGCUGUAAGUCCAUCGGAGACCCCGAGCCUUCCACACACUGGGUCAGUCCUGAUGGGAAGCUGAUUGGAAACACGUCCAGAACCAUCUGCUACGAGAACGGCUCGCUGGACAUCCUCAAAGCUUCAGUAAAGGAUUCUGGAAAGUUCACAUGCAUAGCAUCAAAUGCAGCCGGUGAGGCCACGGCUCCUGUUGAGUUAGUCGUCAACCCCUCACCACACUAUGACCCAAAACUGGACCCUGAUCCAGGGCCUUCAGACAUCCCCACAUCCAUCAAGUCGAACGUCAGCGGAGGUCAGGCCCGCUCCGACCAACAGAGGGUCAGUGUGUCAGAACUAACGUCCAGUACUGCUACCAUCAGAUGGCCCCCCCAGAACCACAUACCAGGAGUCCGCAUGUACCAGAUCCAGUACAACAGCUCCACUGAUGAUAUACUCAUAUACAGGAUGAUCCCAGCCAACCACAAGUACUUCCUGCUGAGCGACCUGGCGUCAUCGCGGGACUACGAGCUGUGUGUUUUGGCUGUCUACGAUGACGGCAUCACCGCCCUGACCGGCACUAAGCUGGUGGGCUGCGUGUCCUUCAGCACAGAGUCGGAAUAUGGACGCUGUCACUCCAUACGAGACCAGUUCCUGGGAGGAACCAUGAUCAUCAUCAUUGGAGGGAUAAUCGUUGCCUCUGUCCUUGUCUUCAUCUUCAUCCUCCUCAUGAAGUACAAGCUGCACAGUAACCACUACAAACAGAAAGCCGCCGCUCGCCAUGCCAACGUCUGCUCCCAGACCAAUGGAGGAGGAGGAGGCGGAGCCACGGUCCUCGCUCUGCCUCCAUCCUCCUCUUCUGCAGGGCAGGGUGUAGGUGCUAAUAAAAACUCUCAGCCGUCGUCGUCAGCAGAAGGGAUGGGAGGAGCUUCUCUUCGAGGGACAACUGUAGUGGACUUAAACCCCACCCAUGAUGAUGAUGCCAUCUCCCAAUAACACACAAGAAACUGUCAAUCAACCCCACAACCCACCGAUCUUUAAGACCCAAACCAAUACUCCACCUCCCUCCCCCUUUUUUUAUUUCUGAUUUGUUGCUGGUGCCUGGAGCAAAACUCCACUUCACGCUGAGGAGCGGCUCCUGUCAUUGAUUUUCUUACAUUCAGCUUCACAGCGCUGGAGGAAGAAGAGGUGCACCCAUUGGAUGCUAGGUCACAUCCUCCUGCUGAUCAGGUAUAAAUCCCGAAGACACACCCUGCCCUCCGACACGACCUCAUAGAACCAGAUGAGAUGUGACAAAAGCAUCAGACGGGGAAACACAGGGGAUCUUUUCACCUCUAAAAGUCUCCACGUUGCUGAGAUUUGGAUACAUGCACUGGAAUGGUUCUCUAAUCCAGGCUCUGAAUCCCCCUAUGUCUGGUGCUUGACACUUUGGAUCAGAGAAACCAGAGUGGACACAGCUUUGGGGAUCUGUUUCUCUUCUGAAGGAAGUAUCCAGCAAUCUG
Messenger RNA from Cheilinus undulatus (humphead wrasse), 2761 nucleotides. RefSeq lists its product as uncharacterized. Gene Ontology annotation, molecular function: protein binding. The coding region runs from base 330 to 2255 and encodes 641 amino acids. The record is from RefSeq and is a predicted model, not a curated record. The transcript has 14 exons. Lineage: Eukaryota; Metazoa; Chordata; Actinopteri; Labriformes; Labridae.